CACAAAGCAAACAAUGCCCAACAUUCCCAUCCACCAACGCAAUCUUUCCCAUGGAGAUACCAUAGAAGCCCUCGCCGCCCUGCUAACCCAAUGGUAUACCCUCCACCUCCUCCUCCCCUACCACCACUCCUCCAACAAGCAAACCUACAUCUCCCAACCACCUCACACACCAUCACCUCUCCUCCUAUCUCAAUGGCAAAAAGCAGGAAUGAGUGACUUGGUAAUCCAAACUCUAAAACAAUUACCUUUUCUCUCUGGCACAAAAGCAAGAGAAUUAGCUCCGGAUACACGCGCAUUGGAUUACUUGAACGAAAAAGGAGAAGCUGUGACGGUGUGGAAAGAUCCUNUUNGUUUGAGUGCAAAAGGAGAAACGAAAGAGGGGUAUCUGGGGAAUGCUAUUCCCUUGACUUGUUGCAUUGGAGAUGAGGGUUACGUGCUAGUGUUGGAUUUGGAUGAUAACAACAUCUACGAGAUCAGAAACAAAGAGGUUCAAGCGCCUUUGACUCAGCUACCGCCUAAAAACGCGCCGCAAUGGUAUUACAAACACUAUCCACACAAACCCGCCAUCACUUGUCUCCAAUCUUGGAUCAAGAAGACGAAAAACUUGGUCUGGGUACCUGAUCCAGAGACUGGGAUGUGGAUUAAAGAAACCGAAGAUGAUUGGGAUGAUGAGGGAGUGAGGUUUUCUGCACUCAAGCAGGUUUAUGGGGAGUGUGGGUGGCCGGAGAGGUUUGAUGGGGAUUUGUUUUGGGAGAGGUAUGGGAUGUUGAAGAGGGCGAGGGGGUGGGAAGAU
Molecule: messenger RNA, 793 nt
Organism: Aureobasidium uvarum
Lineage: Eukaryota; Fungi; Ascomycota; Dothideomycetes; Dothideales; Saccotheciaceae
Source: the annotation of a GenBank genome assembly